Fusarium venenatum is the source of this 1935-nucleotide messenger RNA. Its product is annotated as Pyoverdine/dityrosine biosynthesis protein-domain-containing protein. The record is from RefSeq and is a predicted model, not a curated record. NCBI's taxonomy places the organism in Eukaryota, Fungi, Ascomycota, Sordariomycetes, Hypocreales, Nectriaceae. Gene Ontology annotation, molecular function: oxidoreductase activity.
AUGGCUGUAUCCAGUCACCGUCCCGUGACCUCUUUCCCCUUUGGAACAACGGUUCCACAAGCCAGUAUCGAGCCAUUCACACUCGCUCUCGAUCGUGAGGCUCUUGAGACCUCUACAAAGAUUCUCGAUAUCAUCGGCAGAUAUCGCAUGAAACAAGAUGAGCGUAUCUGCUCACAGUCAGAUCAAUCAGCUCUCAGAUUCAUUGCUCUUAUCUAUACACAUGUCAAAGCUGAUAGCCCUGUUCCUCUGUGCCUCCCAGCAUUUCCCUUCAAGUCACCAAACUCAUCCUCAAAAACUUUGGGGAAGCUCCCCGACAAGGGCGAAGAGAUUGCCCUUGCUCAUCUAAAUGGCCUGUGCAAUUCUAUUGGCGAUGUGUAUACGCCAGGUGCCAAGCUCACUAUCAUUUCAGAUGGACUUGUGUAUAAUGAUUUGUUAGGCGUGCCAGAUAGAGAUGUUUGGGCAUACGGCGAGACUCUUCGAUCACUGGCAGCCGAAAAGGAAUUUCACAACAUUUCAUUUUCACGUCUAAGGGAUCUUGUCGAGAUCGAUUUGCCAAAAGAACUCGACGAGAUGACCUACGUGGCAAAUGCAUCAAACUUUCGUUGCGCACUUCUCAACACCUUCAGUAAGCCUGGAUGGAGUUGGGAUCAAGUUCGACAGUCAGACGACCAGUGUAUGACAUAUCGUGGCUACAUCAAGUUUCUCCAAACAGAUCUGGAAACGGUUUACCCGGUUGGUGAAGGUCGCAGCAAGUCCAAGUAUAAGAGAGGAAUCGAGUACAUCGCGAAGCAGAUGAUGGCUCGCGGAGACGCCUUUGCCAAUGCUGUUCGACAAAAGUACCCUGAUCACAUUCGGCUAUCAAUUCAUCCAUCAACUGGUGCUCACAAGCUUUCCGUUAGUUUGCUGCCAACUGACUCAAUAUACACUACCCCAUGGCAUUGCAGUGUUGCGUACAGACUGGAUGGUACGAUUCGGACAGGCAUGCGAUCAGAAUUCGAUAGCGACGACACUUUUGAACUGGUUUACAAUAACGGGCGACCUUCAUACUAUCGUGAAAGGUCAUCUCUAGUUUCAUGGGCUGGGGAUAAGGGUGGCAUCAUCGUCGACCCCAUGUAUCCUGCUGGUCUGACCAUUCGUCCUGCCAAUGGACCUAGUUCUUUGACAAUCGAUGACAUUGACACUAAGAAAGUACGCGCUCUGUCAGAGAUCAACUCCCCAGUCGUUCUGAAGGGUUUUGUCAAAAAGCCCAACCGCGACCGUUUCAUUAAUCUCAGCCACCGCUUCGGAACCCCGUUGCCCUGGAAGUUUGGUCUUUUGCUGGAAGUCAAGGAUCGUGGUGCAGACGCUCGAGGUUUGAACAAUGUUCUCUCUGCCGAGCCUAUGCCAUUCCACUACGAUGGCUUGUUCAAGGUCGUGCAACAGACUGACGAGGAUGGAACUGAGAAGACAGUUUCAACACCACCACAGUUCCAACUUUUCCAGGGUGCCACAUCUUCACCCAAAGACACUGGAUUCACCAUCUUCUCCUCAUCAACCCUAUUCUUCAAGUACCUACCGAUGUGGCUCAAGAAGGACAUUUCAAAACUCACCUGGACUGUUUCGACAACAGCAUUCGAUAACACAGUCUUGAGAGGCCUACCACUGGCUAUCGAUCAUCCCACGACUGGAAAACCAUGUCUUCGUUACCAUGAACCUUGGCCUCAGUCCAAGACCGUGUUUGAUGCUUCUGAAGUCACAAUCGAUGGCUUCGAGAAGACGGAGAGUGCUGCUAUCACCGAUACUAUUGAUUCGGCUCUUUACGAUCGCAGAGUUGCGCUGUAUUAUGCUUGGGAUAAGGGUGAUAUCCUGGUCAGUGAUAACAUCUUAAUGAUGCAUACACGGAGCGACUUUACUGCGGGGGUUGAUCGGGAGCUUUGGAGAAUCCACUUUGAAUGA